AUGCAGGAUGGAGGCUCCCUGAUGGCAGACAUCCGAGCACAGCGGGACUACAUGGACACUGUGUGUCGGAGUCUGGCCAGUCGGCUGGAGCGUGAGACGGGUCCUCCUCAUCACCUCCGUCAGUUUUCACGACGGUUGGACAACCUGUUGGAGCUGCUGUGUACUGAUGUAGUAGCUGAAGAUGUGGAGAGCGCAGAGGAGGCCCUCAAGAACCUCCAUGAACAGUGUGAAGGGAUUGAUGACUCUGCACAGCAAGCACUGAAUGAUGGCCAGAGUCUCCUGGAUGAGAUGUCCAGGCCCAUUAAAGAUGCUUUCGGCAAGGACAUCUCGCCUGACUACAGCAGCCAGAUCAAGUACAUAACAAAGAAGCUGGAGGAGCUUCAAGAGAGGAAGUUGAGGUGUGAUGAACUGGCUGAUGUCCGCAAACUAAAGCUCCAGCAGAUACUGCAGCUCAGGACCUGCGAGAAGGAUGCGGAUCAGGCAAUAGACUGGAUCCUGGAGCUGUGUGAUGUGAUGGUGACGACCCACACUGACAUGGGGAGGACGCAGGAGGAGGCUGAGAAGUUGCAGGAAGAACAUCGCACAUUUGAAUCAACUGCUGCAGUACGUUACCCAGGAUAUCUUGGUGAUAUCAGCCCAUUAUAUGUCCCUGUACCGGGACGUGGACAAAAUAGUUCAGGGUCACUCAUGAGAUGGAAUAUGUUUGGGAUGUUGUGUCAGCCAUGUUUCUCUUCAUGUGAUAAGCUGUUUGACCGAAUCGAGGAGAUCCUGGUUGUCAUCAGCCAGGCACUGGGCCAGGAGGUUCCUAUAGAUGAAGUACUAGUGCAAUAUACCAAACCCAAGAACACCCUGUUGGCUGACUGUGCCGACACCACUCAGAUGGGGAAAGCCUUGCUGGACAGACUUGCCCUGCCAGUUAUCAUGUUGGACGAAAAUGAUCGGAGACUGAGCAUAAAUGAGGAAGGAACAACCGACACUAUUAAUCACAAGUUACGAAAACUUGACCGCAAAGUUGGAGACUUGGACAAAUAUUGGGCCGAACUGGAAAACAAUCAAAAUAAUCCUGAUUACAAGCCAAAACUUAAAAGAACCCCAUCCUCACGAACAAGAUUACCAGCUGAUACAGGACAAGUGCCUCCUCGAAGAAAAUCUAGCAAACGCAUUCGACCCAAACCACCCCUAAGAGGACAACAAUUUCAGCCUGAUGGGUCCACAUACCCCGAUAGCCCAGGCUCAUCAUCACAUGGUUCUCCAGGUAGAGUGUACCCGUCCAGUGAACAGGGCUCACCAGCAGCUCAGGGAUAUCCCACAGGUCAAGGUUACCCUGCAGGAACAGUUCAGGGUUACCCGGCAGGAUCAGGACAAGCUGGGGUUCAUCCUGUGGCCUAUACCAGGGUAGCUCAAGAACAUACUCAAGCAUCACCUGGGUACUCUCCCAGUAGUGGAAGAGGAGGCAGUAGGCCUGUCACGAAUGGAUACUCAGGUAUGGGUGACCAGGUUGACCAUGGGUCUGAGAGGGAAGCCCCAAUCCAGCCAGUGUCAGCCCAGCUCGCUCAUGCUCAGUAUGGGCAGUCUCAGCCUCCAGAGGGUGAUGACCUACAGAGAGAGUUAGAAGAGAGUGGAGAAUGGAUUCGAGUACGUGUCCACCAAAUGGAACCCGACCUCCUGGAGGUCGGCGCGACCUUGGAAGAAGCUCUCCAGCUACGCAGGGAACAUGACGAACUCCUUUCGAAACUUCAGUCCAAAGAAGGAGAAGUCAAGGAGAUGCUGUCGAGAGCAGACACAUACGCAGAUGAGAAUCGAUCACAAGCAGACGUUUACGUUGCAAUGGCCGACACGCUUUCAGAAGCCUGGCGAGACCUCAACGACAAAUUGAAACUACGCGGUCAGCUGCUGGACCAAAGCAUUGCAUUCCACCAGGGCGCACAAGAUCUUUCAUCCAAAAUGGAACAAGCACAAAGCAACUUCAGCAAUGUUCCCCUUGCCAAGGAUGUGGAGACCGCCCGCAACUUACUCCAGCAGCACCAAGAGAUCAAAUCAAGUAUAUUGGAGAAAUCUAAGUACACACUUGACAUUGGUCAGUCCUUGCUUGAUCGCAUCAAAGAAAUGGGUAUGCAUGCAGACCUACAAAACAGGCACGCCACCACCGCAGCCUGUUAUGGAAUUGAACAUUUACUGGAACUUUUACAUGAUCGACGUCGACACCUAGAAGAACUUAUGACACAAAGAAAAAUAAGACUGGAACAAUGCUUGCACUUGUGCCAGUUGGACCAAGAAGUGAACAAGAUUCUUGAGUGGUUCCGCACCAUUGGAGCAGCCAGCAUAAACAACUCGGAUCUCGGAGAUUCUUACUCCUCCGCCAAGUAUUUACAGGACCAACAAAACAGAUUUGAGAUCCAAGCGAGGGAUAUGCAGGACACGAUGCUGCGAUUGAUCCGGAAUGUAGACCAACUCCUUCUCCGAGCCAGUCUCGAUGCGGAGGGAGUGCGUCAGCGAUUGCAGAUCGUGGAUGCCGAGUGCGAAGACUUCAUGGUCAAACUGGACAACAGAAGAAAGAACAUCUCAAGCUCUGUAUCUUUCUUCAACCAAGCAGAAACGGCUCUAACACAACUGGGACAGAUUGAAGUCCAGCUUAACAACAUGGACUUGCCACGGAACAGCGCAGAGCUCGCCGAGCAUCAUGCUCAUCUUUCUAACGCCAUUGUGGAAGUUUCCACGUCAGCCUUUAUGGAAGGUCGUCUUCUACUAGAGAGGGUCAGUAGGAGCGACGCCGGGGCUGAUGGCGUCAGAAAGAAGAUGGAUGAACUCGAAGCUCGCUGCGCCCAUCUUGAGUCGCUGUGCAAGGCGAGACGGGCCGAGGCGUGGGAGCGUAGUCAGGCUUAUCUCAUCUUCCAAGAGAAAUUCAACAGUCUCUUCACGUGGAUGACACAGAUUUGUCAGAGUACGCUCAGUCGCCACGGCAACAUGGGAAACACCCUUGCCAGCGCCAAGGACUUUCUUGAAAUACAUGAGCAAUUGGAUGAAGACAUUAGAGAAAAAAGUGCGGAAAUUGACUCCUUAUCCGAGGCUGUAGUGAAUCUGGUCAGGUCAGGGGACCAGGAGGCACAGUCGGCCGCGGAGAAGGUGGACAACAUGCGCAAACAGCUGAAUCGGUUGCACCGCGUCACCGAAACCCGCAUUCAACUUGCUCUCUACUACGUCUCAUUCCUCAGGCUUGCAAAUCAAAUGGUCACCAAUAUGAGUGGCCUAGAACACAUCGUCCAUUCAGAAACCGAAGAUCUGCAGGAACUAACAGAUGCUGCAGUUCUUCACACACAGGAGAUGUGGAACAACAUGUCACGUAACUUUUCGGAAUUCGAUGAGAAGGGCAGAAUAUUUUUGAAGAAUUCCUCCACAAUCACAGAUGACUCCACUUUGGAGAUCCGCAGUACCAUCAACACUGUGGAGAAGCUGCUACUGGACUUCCGUGAGCGAAUAUCAACACUGACGCAACACUGGGAGUCGUGGCAGAUGCGUGUAUCCUCCAGCAAACAGUUCAAAUCACAGUGGCACCAGUUUGUCCAAGACGCCAGACGGACCAUUGACUGGGUGAUGAAGGUAGAGAGGGAGUUUUUCCUCCCCUACAUCGCAGGACAGCUUGGAAACUCGCUCGAACGAGCAGAACAGCUUCAACGUAAAGUGGAGGAGUUUGGUCCAGUAGCCAAGAAAGCCAAAGAAGAUAUCGAGAACCACUUGAAGACCGCGGAGCUGUUGUCACUGAAGGGAGAUACCAAGGGAGAAAAGGACAAGAUCAUCAGUGAACUGGUCAAGGUCCACCAAAGAUUCCAGGCACGCAUCAACGAGUACCAGAUCCUGCUCAAGAUGACCAUCACAUUCUUCAAGAACCUUCAUCAGUUGGAUGAGGUGAUCUCGAGGACAGAGCAGACGUACUCCCAGUUGGAGCUGCCAUCAGACCUGACCACAGCUGAGUCGAUGCUGGAGGACCAUAAGCGCAAGAAGAAUGAAGUGUCGCAACUCAUCAACUUCUCUGCCGAGGAGGGCGAGAAAAUCGUCAGAAGAGUAAGACAGCAGGAUUCACAAGCUGUCGCGUCAGAAGACGUUCAGAGUGUGCUGAUCGUCACAGAGGAAUACAAGCGUCGCUGGAACCAGACUUGGGACGAACAGCAGAAACGCUUGCAGCAAAAUCUACAGAUCUGUCAGUUCAACUAUGAUCUUAGACAGAUCCAUUCAGAGAUAGAUGAAUUACAUCAGCAUCUUCAGGCGCGACGAGGCAGCUACGGCAACAACCUUCCGGCUGCCAAGAUGACGUCGCAAGCCUUCAAACAGUUUGAAUUAACUGUUGAGUUAAUUGAGAAGAAGAUAAGCAACUUCAUCGGCACCGCCGAGGUGAUGGUGCAGGACAGACAUUACGACUCUGUCCACAUCCGCCGCGAGAUCGAUGUGCUGAAAAACAAAUGGAGUACAUUCCACACCAGCGUGCGAGACUAUCGCCGCCUGCUUGAUACCUCUAUCCAGUACUUCACACUCAUCGAGGAGUGUGAGAUUUGGAUGAAGGAAGGUAGUCACCUGCUGAUCAAUAUUGGUCGCAGGUCGACUGAGUGCCGCAACCCACAAGAAGCCAACGAGCUUAUAAGGAAGUUAGAGAAAUACGUCGAGGAAGGAAAACCUCUACAAGAACAGAGACUGCAGAAAGUCUCCGAACUAGCAGUACAGCUAUAUGGUGAACAGGGUCCCAACAAGAUCCGCCAUGUUGUGAUCCAGUAUCAGGAUCUCAUGCAGUCUUUUGAGCAAGCCGACAACGAACUGUCCCUGCUCAGAGACAACCUAGAAGGAAAGAAGGAGCCAGUGGAGGAGAGCAUGCAGCAACAGGCUGCUGCCCCUGCCGCUGCACCCCAGUACCGACCACCUCGCAUCACACAACACCUGAAGAAUGCUGAGGUGGUUGAAGGAACAAAAUUCACGUUUGAGUGUCGUGUUGAGAGCGACACACCAUCGGAAGCCAAAUGGUUCAAGGAUAACUUGCCUCUUGCUAGCCCAGACUAUGAAACUCGCUACGAAAAUGGUCUAGCAACACUGACAAUUGAGGAAACAUUCUCAGAAGAUACUGCUCGCUACACCAUCAGAAUCACCAACACGGCGGGCACAGCCGAGUCCUCAGCUCAUCUCAAUGUCAAAGCUCUUCAAACACCAGUGUUCCACCAGCCCCUCCAAGACAUGACUGUUCCCGAGGGCAAGGCAUUCCGCCUGGAGGUCCGCUUCACCGGAUCACCUGCCCCGGAGGUCCAGUGGUUCCGGGGAGUGGACAGAGUCAUCACAUCAGGACUCUUCAAGGUGACUGUGGAGGUGAACUAUUCCUGUCUGGACAUUGCGGAGGCGUUCCCUGAGGACUCUGCCCAGUACACUGUGGUUAUCAAGAACGCAGCCGGAGAGGCAAGGACACAGUGCAGGAUCACCAUUGAGAGCUUCUACUCCAGCACUGGUGAGGAUAUGUCUCAGGCCUCCAUGGAACAAGUGGCCAUCAAGCCUCACUUUACACAGUUGUUGUCUCCAACCAAAACAACCCCCGAGGGAUCUCGUGUACGUCUUGACUGUAUCAUUGUUGGACACCCAGAGCCAGAGGUUAUCUGGUACCACAAUGAGAAGCCUGUGAAGGAAUCCAAAGACAUCCAACUCCUGUUCGAGGGAGAUCGCUGUACACUUGUCUUGAGAGAAGCUUACCUUGAAGAUUCAGGAACAUACAAAUGUGUCGCCAGGAAUGACCAUGGUCAAGCUGAGAGUGGCUGUAAACUUCAUGUUGAAGCCCUCAGCGAGCUCAGUGACGCGUCCGUGGGCGAGGUGUCACCACCCAAGUUCACCCAGCUGCUGAAGGACAUUGCUGUGAACGCUGGUCAACGAGUGUGUCUGCAGAGCCGCGUGACCGGUCACCCCCUUCCAGAAGUUCAGUGGUUCAAGGAUGAUCAUCCACUACAGAGCUCCCCAGACUUCCAGAUCACUGCCUUUGCUGAUGUCCACUCCUUGACCAUCCAAGAAGCGUUUGAGGAGGACAGUGGCACCUACAUGGUGAAGGCUGUCAAUGUCGCUGGCGAGGCCAAGUGUGUCUCCCAGUUGCGUGUCAUGCCAUCUCCAGAGCCGAUGACCACUGUGCGCCGCACCACCACCGAGACCCGCGUGGUUCGUCAUGAAGAGAUCACACAGGCAGCACCUGAGUUCAAGAAGCUCUUCCAGGACAUCAGAGUUAGGCCUGGAGAACCAGUCACAUUCGAGUGUAUCAUCACUGGAAGUCCCAAGCCAAAGGUCCAAUGGCAGUUCAAUGGUGAGCCACUGGUCUCCCAGGACUACAACAGGACCAUGGAAGGAGACACCUACAAACUCAUGAUCCCUGAGGUGUUUGACGAGGAUGCAGGCCGCUUCAGUGUCACAGCAGAGAACAACCUGGGUAAAGCCACGUGCUCUGCCCAAUUGACAGUAGCACCAGAACUGCCCAGCACGGAGCCUCCCACGCUCCAGAUCCGCAAACACAAAGUGAGGGUGGAGAGAGAGGUUCCCAUGGAUACAUCCGAGUCCACCACCUAUGAGGAAGUAACCCGAACUGUGACACAGACCGAGACGCGUCUAGAAAGGAUGAUCAGUGAGAUGCAGGAUCAGCCCUACGCCCCCAGCACAGAGCGCUUCGCCACCACCAUCACCACUGGUGUCGAACAGCAGCAGAUGAUUCCCAGCAUGCCCUCACACGAACAUUUCGCCACGACCAUCACCACCGAUCUGCCACAGAAAUAUCAGCCGGUGGACCUGACGAUUGAAGUUCCUGUUCCGCCUAAGUUCCUUCAAGCUCUGAAGACUAUCACUGCCAUGGAAGGAACCCGAGUCAUCUUUGAAGGUGUUGUAACAGGGAAACCCGAGCCCAGUAUCAAAUGGUACCGUGAGGGAAGGGAGAUAACUCAACAGGCAGAUUUUGAAAUCUCCUAUCGCCAGGGGCGUGUAACACUGAUAAUACCCGAGACGACACAAGAAGAUGCUGGACAAUUCAGGUGUACAGCUGAGAACAUUGCUGGACAGUCCUCUAGCACAGCUGAACUUAUUGUCAGAGCUUCUAUGAUUCCACCCACAUUCACAGAGAAGCUUCAGAAGAUCCAUGCUGUGGAGGGUGAGCCAGUCCGGCUGACCGUCCGCGUGGCCGGAACACCAGCCCCUCAGGUCACAUGGUACCGUGAGGGAAGCCGCAUCGUCAGCUCUCCUGACUUUGAGGUCAUCCAAGAGGGAGAUAUCCACUCACUCUACAUUCCGGAAGUUUUCUAUGAGGACGCCGGACACUUCAUGGUCCGUGCCGAUAACCCAGCCGGUGAGGCUACAUGCUCCACUCAGCUUAUUGUGCCAGCUCCACCAAAGGAGAAACCAGAGCCUCCAGUUCAGCGUGCCCCAGAGAGGAAACCAGUUUAUGAACAUGUGGAGCCAUCAAGAGCUCCACCAGCCAAGGCUCCAGUGUUCCAGCCAAUGGAGCCAUCAAAAGCUCCACCAGCCAAGGCUCCAGUGUAUGAGCCAUUUGAACCAUCAAGAGCCCCACCAGCCAAGGCUCCAGUGUUCCCGCCAAUGGAGCCAUCGAAAGCUCCACCAGCCAAGGCUCCAGUGUAUGAGCCAUUUGAACCAUCAAGAGCCCCACCAGCCAAGGCUCCAGUGUUCCCGCCAAUGGAGCCAUCGAAAGCUCCACCAGCCAAGGCUCCAGUGUAUGAGCCAUUUGAACCAUCAAGAGCUCCGCCAGCCAAGGCUCCAGUGUAUGAGCCAUUUGAACCAUCAAGAGCUCCACAAGCGUGA
Haliotis rubra (blacklip abalone) is the source of this 7809-nucleotide messenger RNA. RefSeq lists its product as uncharacterized. Bases 1 to 7809 code for a protein of 2602 amino acids. The record is from RefSeq and is a predicted model, not a curated record. The transcript has 41 exons. Gene Ontology annotation, molecular function: protein binding. Lineage: Eukaryota; Metazoa; Mollusca; Gastropoda; Lepetellida; Haliotidae.